ACCGAGGCCACUCACCGCCACUGUAAUACAGUGCACAGCGGAUUAGAUUGGCCCUAACAUCGCUCUAAAAUAGCUGUAGACCGUACUAUCUCGUUCGAGACACUAAAUUAAUAUGUAGCGUCGCUCUUCACGUAGUAGUGCUCUAUCUCGUUGCCUCCUCGAAGCACGUAUCGCCGAGAAGGACACAUUACGGAGUAAGAUGAGAUGUCGAUACUCUCAUAGCCAUGUUCGGCAGGUGUCCGACGUUCUCGUACUUUGCCUCUCCGGAUUGUCAUGUUUUCAACUAGCUCGUAGUCUGGGCCAUCGGAGACCCAGAUAUAAAGUCAAGACACUGACCGCUGGCCGUCAACCACUGACCAUGAAUAGAGAGCAAUCGCUUUCUGAAGGCUUUGCAUGCACCAUCAUUUUCCUCCGCGGUCCUCAGACUUGAUCUCGCCAAAAUCGAUCGGGCCUAUGACAGAUAUCGACAUGUCUGACAACAUUUCUGGGAAGUCUCAUGAAGGUGACGAAAGGCUUCAUCCCAAAGAGGGCAUGGAAGGCGGGAUUGAUCUUGGCUUCGAGGAGCUGGGAUUCACAUCUAUGGUGGAUGUGGGUGGACAGCUUCAAAAGAAGCUGAAUGCCCACCAUCUUUCGAUGCUCGCGAUCGGAGGUUCCGUGGGUACUGGCCUCAUCAUAGGCACUGGCAGCGCUCUCGCCAGAGGUGGUCCAGCGGCAAUUCUCAUAGCUUACUCUCUCAUCGGGUUCGUGGUCUACUGUGUUCUUGGUGCUCUUGGAGAAAUCGCGGCGUGGGUGCCCUUGUCGAGUGGUUUCGCUGGCUACGCAGCAAGAUAUAUUGAUUCGGCCAUGGGAUUUGCUUUGGGUUACUGCUAUUGGUGCAAAUAUUUAGUGCUUCCUCCGACACAGUUCACAGCCAAACCUUCGGAAGAUAUCUAGGAACUCAGAGAGUAUAUCUUCGGACUUAUUAUUAAGUAAAUGUGUAUUCAUUCUCGCCGUUAGUGGACAAAGUUGGUGUUACAAUAUCCUCGGCGAGCUUGCAGAUUCAGGAACUUUUGCAAGGCACAGUAGAACAUCCCAGGGUUCGAUAAACCCCUGGGCGCCUCACGCUACCUGGUUACCUUAGGUUAGCACGACCACAUCCACGG
Molecule: messenger RNA, 1142 nt
Organism: Exophiala viscosa
Lineage: Eukaryota; Fungi; Ascomycota; Eurotiomycetes; Chaetothyriales; Herpotrichiellaceae
Product: amino acid permease-domain-containing protein
Exons: 2
Coding region: 394-933 (179 amino acids)
Biological process (GO): amino acid transmembrane transport
Cellular component (GO): membrane
Molecular function (GO): amino acid transmembrane transporter activity
Source: RefSeq, a predicted model, not a curated record